AAAAAAAUCUCUUAACUCAUCUUUCUCCUCACACAUAACACAUUACCCACGCGCGCAGAGAAAGCAUCAAUCAACACCAUGUCUGACGAAGAACAUCACUUUGAACCCGCUGCCGAUGCCGGAGCAUCCAAAACCUAUCCUCAACAGGCCGGUACUAUUCGCAAGAAUGGUUACAUCGUCAUCAAGUCCAGGCCUUGCAAGGUUGUUGAGGUUUCUACUUCAAAAACAGGAAAGCAUGGACAUGCAAAGUGUCACUUUGUUGCUAUUGAUAUCUUCAAUGGGAAAAAACUUGAAGAUAUUGUUCCUUCGUCCCACAAUUGUGAUGUUCCUCAUGUGAAUCGUACUGAUUAUCAGUUGAUUGAUAUCUCUGAAGAUGGAUUUGUGAGUUUGUUGACUGACAAUGGAAGUACCAAGGAUGAUUUGAAGCUUCCUACUGAUGAUUCACUACUUACUCAGAUUAAAGAUGGAUUUGCUGAUGGAAAAGAUCUCGUGGUUUCUGUCAUGUCUGCGAUGGGUGAAGAGCAGAUAUGUGCUCUGAAGGACAUUGGUCCUAAGUAGUAAUUUUUCGUAUGAUUGUGUGCUCAAUAAAACUUGUCAAUGUGGAAAAGAGUUUGAAACUCAUAAAACUUGGUGUGGAGAAAAGUACCAUAUUUAUCCUGUCUCUUUAGUUAUUGAACUCUCUGGUUUUGGCCAGAUGAAUUCUUUAAGUGCCCCUUGUAACUUUAUAUUUUUUUUGUUGAGUUUAAUAUUGAACCCUAUCUCUCCUCUGUGCUCUUUUCAACUAAUUGAUGGAGAAAAAUAAAUUUAGGAUAAUGUGUGUGAUGUAUUGUGCACUGGAUAUGCGCUCAAAGAUUUGAUAUCAUUAUUGUACCAACAGCUUUAUAA
This is a messenger RNA of Medicago truncatula (barrel medic), 885 nucleotides long. RefSeq names its product eukaryotic translation initiation factor 5A-2. Gene Ontology annotation, biological process: positive regulation of translational elongation; positive regulation of translational termination. The record is from RefSeq and is a predicted model, not a curated record. The transcript is spliced from 5 exons. The coding region runs from base 79 to 558 and encodes 159 amino acids. Gene Ontology annotation, molecular function: ribosome binding; RNA binding; translation elongation factor activity. NCBI's taxonomy places the organism in Eukaryota, Viridiplantae, Streptophyta, Magnoliopsida, Fabales, Fabaceae.